Messenger RNA from Oncorhynchus keta (chum salmon), 2730 nucleotides. RefSeq names its product collagen alpha-1(I) chain-like. The transcript is spliced from 4 exons. Bases 1 to 2730 code for a protein of 909 amino acids. The record is from RefSeq and is a predicted model, not a curated record. NCBI's taxonomy places the organism in Eukaryota, Metazoa, Chordata, Actinopteri, Salmoniformes, Salmonidae.
AUGGGGAGGGUCCAGGUGGGCAUCUCUUCACGGCGGCGGUCCGGUGCGGGCUGUAGACCCCCCUGCGCCCGCAGAUCCCUUCACUUUGGUGGCGGCCCUGGUGCAUGGACCUUCACUGGAGGAAACGUGCCGCAGAUCAUCGCCGAAGCAACCAGACCACCGAUCAUUGCUGGAGGCUCUGGACCGGAGACCGUCGCUGCAUGGAUCAUCACUGCAGGCUCCGGACCGCGGAUCGACGCUGGAGGCUUCCCCGGCAAGUGUGGGGAGCUGAAACAGGCUGCACUGGGCUUUGCUGGCAAACCGGGGACACCGUGUGUAGAGCUGGCGCUGGAUAACCUGGACCGAGGAGAUGCCCAGGAGACCAGGAACGCCGGCAUCCUGUUGGAACGCAGCCCAGCAGGCAUCCGGUUGGAACGCAGCCCAGCAGGCAUCCGGUUGGAACGCAGCCCAGCAGGCAUCCUGUUGGAACGCAGCCCAGCAGGCAUCCGGUUGGAACGCAGCCCAGCAGGCAUCCGGUUGGAAUGCAGCCCAGCAGGCAUCCUGCUGGAAUGCAGCCCAGCAGGCAUCCUGCUGGAACGCAGCCCAGCAGGCAUCCUGUUGGAACGCAGCCCAGCAGGCAUCCGGUUGGAAUGUAGCCCAGCAGGCAUCCGGUUGGAAUGCAGCCCAGCAGGCCUCCUGUUGGAACGCAGCCCAGCAGGCCUCCUGUUGGAACGCAGCCCAGCAGGCAUCCAGUUGGAACGCAGCCCUGAAGGCAUCCUGUUGGAACGCAGCCCAGCAGGCAUCCGGUUGGAACGCAGCCCAGCAGGCAUCCGGUUGGAACGCAGCCCAGCAGGCAUCCGGUUGGAAUGCAGCCCAGCAGGCAUCCGUGUCCCUGGUAGUGUCCCUGGUAGUGUCCCUGAUAGUGUCCCUGGUAGUGUCCCUGGUAGUGUCCCUGAUAGUGUCCCUGGUAGUGUCCCUGAUAGUGUCCCUGGUAGUGUCCCUGGUAGUGUCCCUGGUAACAUAUCUGAUUGUGCCCCUGAUAGUGUCCCUGGUAGUGUCCCUGGUAGUGUCCCUGGUAGUGUCCCUGGUAGUGUCCCUGGUAGUGUCCCUGGUAACAUAUCUGAUUGUGCCCCUGAUAGUGUCCCUGGUAGUGUCCCUGGUAGUGUCCCUGGUAGUGUCCCUGGUAGUGUCCCUGGUAGUGUCCCUGAUAGUGUCCCUGAUAGUGUCACUGGUAGUGUCCCUGGUAGUGUCCCUGAUAGUGUCCCUGAUAGUGUCACUGGUAGUGUCCCUGAUAGUGUCCCUGGUAGUGUCCCUGAUAGUGUCCCUGAUAGUGUCACUGGUAGUGUCCCUGGUAGUGUCCCUGAUAGUGUCACUGGUAGUGUCCCUGGUAGUGUCCCUGAUAACAUAUCUGAUUGUGCCCCUGAUAGUGUCUCUGGUAGUGUCCCUGGUAGUGUCCCUGAUAACAUAUAUGAUUGUGCCCCUGAUAGUGUCCUUGGUAGUGUCCCUGGUAGUGUCCCUGGUAGUGUCCCUGAUAGUGUCCCUGGUAGUGUCCCUGGUAACAUAUCUGAUUGUGCCCCUGGUAGUGUCCCUGGUAGUGUCACUGAUUGUGCCCCUGGUAGUGUCCCUGGUAGUGUCACUGAUUGUGUCCCUGGUAGUGUCCCUGAUAACAUAUAUGAUUGUGCCCCUGGUAGUGUCCCUGGUAGUGUCACUGAUUGUGUCCCUGGUAGUGUCCCUGGUAACAUAUCUGAUUGUGCCCCUGAUAGUGUCCCUGGUAGUGUCCCUGGUAGUGCCCCUGAUAGUGUCUCUGGUAGUGUCCCUGGUAGUGUCCCUGAUAACAUAUAUGAUUGUGCCCCUAAUAGUGUCCUUGGUAGUGUCCCUGGUAGUGUCCCUGGUAGUGUCCCUGGUAGUAUCCCUGGUAACAUAUCUGAUUGUGCCCCUGGUAGUGUCCCUGGUAGUGUCACUGAUUGUGUCCCUGGUAGUGUCCCUGCUAGUGUCCCUGGUAACAUAUCUGAUUGUGCCCCUGAUAGUGUCUCUGGUAGUGUCCCUGGUAGUGCCCCUGAUAGUGUCCCUGGUAGUGUCCCUGGUAGUGUCACUGGUAGUGCCCCUGAUAGUGUCCCUGGUAGUGCCCCUGGUAGUGUCCCUGGUAGUGUCACUGGUAGUGUCCCUGGUAGUGUCCCUGGUAGUGCCCCUGAUAGUGUCCCUGGUAGUGCCCCUGAUAGUGUCCCUGGUAGUGUCCCUGGUAGUGUCCCUGGUAGUGUCACUGGUAGUGCCCCUGAUAGUGUCCCUGGUAGUGCCCCUGGUAGUGUCCCUGGUAGUGUCACUGGUAGUGUCCCUGGUAGUGUCCGUGGUAGUGCCCCUGAUAGUGUCCCUGGUAGUGUCACUGAUAACAUAUCUGAUUGUGCCCCUGAUAGUGUCCCUGGUAGUGUCCCUGGUAGUGCCCCUGAUAGUGUCCCUGGUAGUGUCCCUGGUAGUGUCCCUGAUAGUGUCCCUGGUAGUGCCCCUGGUAGUGUCCCUGGUAGUGUCACUGGUAGUGUCCCUGGUAGUGUCCCUGGUAGUGCCCCUGAUAGUGUCCCUGGUAGUGUCCCUGGUAGUGUCACUGGUAGUGUCCCUGGUAGUGUCCCUGAUAGUGUCCCUGGUAGUGUCCCUGGUAGUGUCCCUGGUAACAUAUCUGAUUGUGCCCCUGAUAGUGUCCCAGGUAGUGUCCCAGGUCGUGUCACUGAUAACAUAUCUGAUUGUAACUGUCUCUCAUGA